Molecule: messenger RNA, 2344 nt
Organism: Quercus robur (English oak)
Lineage: Eukaryota; Viridiplantae; Streptophyta; Magnoliopsida; Fagales; Fagaceae
Exons: 10
Coding region: 7-2076 (689 amino acids)
Molecular function (GO): protein binding
Source: RefSeq, a predicted model, not a curated record
GAGAACAUGAACAACUUAAAAGAUCUAUUUGUAAGUUCGAUCAACGAAGAUGAGGUCAUCGAUUUACAGCCCACUUCAUCUCCUCCUAAAUGUCUUCAAUUCCUCUGCAUAGAAGGGCGUUUAGCCAAGUUGCCUGACUGGAUUUCAGAACUUCAACACCUAGUCUCAUUAGAGAUUUAUUGGACAAGGUUGAGCGAUGAUCCACUCAAAGCAUUUCAAAAUCUACCUAAUCUAGCGGAGCUCAGACUGGGAAUGAAAGCAUACAAUGGAGAGCAGUUGCAAAUAGAGAAAGGAGGAUUUUCUAAACUGAAGGAGCUAGUUCUCAGUGAAUUGUCUGAAUUGAAUUCAUUGAAUAUAGCAAAAGAAGCGUUCCCCCUUCUUGAAAAAUUGAAUAUUGGGGAUUGUCCACAACUGAAGGAGGUACCGUCUGGUUUCCAACACCUCAGUAACCUUAAAGAACUGAAUAUUACAGAUAUGCCCACAGAAUUCGAAAAAAGUUUAGAUCCAGAGCAAGGGUCACAUUAUUGGAUCAUUCAGCAUGUACCAUUCAUCUCACUCCAUCACAAGGUUCGCACAGGUAUUUAUGGCUAUGAGAGCCGCAAUCUCCGUUCUAAGGAUUUGGAGAGGUCAAGAGGUCAAACAAUCAAGCAAGAUGAUGACAACAAAAACAAUAUUAGUGGUGAUGACAUCAGCACUUCAGUUGAGAAAGUAGGUGUGAAAAUUGUUCGACAGAGCAUGUCCCAAAACAAAGGGGAUGACGCUGAAUACAUGGCGGAUGAAUAUGAAAGAGAAGAUGUAGACAAUGAGUUUCAUGGUAGAGAAGGGGUGGCUCAGAGUCUGAUGUUGAUGAAUACGACCACUUGGUUUGUAUCCCUUAAUGGUACUACUGCUGCUCAAGCUAGAAGUGGGAAAGAUAUCCAGGGGAUCUCUUGGGAUAGGCUUAGUAUCACUAGGGAGAAAUACCGGCAAACUAGGCUAGAACAAUACAGGAACUAUGAAAGCAUCCCUCAUUCUGGAGAGGGGUCUCAGAAGGAUUGCAAAGUUACGAAGAAAGGGAGCUCAUAUUAUGAGUUCAGGCGGAAUUCAACAUCUGUGAAACCAACCAUUCCUCAUUUUCAGUCGAGGAACUUGGUUUGGGCUACCUCAAAGCAUGAUGUCUACCUUCUGUCUCAUUUUUCUGUCAUCCAUUGGUCCUCCUUAGAUUGCACCAGGCAAGAAGUUCUCAAUGUCUCAGGGCAUGUUGCACCAUCGGAGAGAAACUACCUGGAAAUCUGUUGGGAGGGAUUUACUCAGACUCAAGUGAGUUCUUUUUCUGUAAAAGAGAAGCUACUAGUUGCUGGAGGAUUCCAAGGAGAACUUAUUUGUAAGCAUCUGGAUCAGCCUGGAGUUAGUUUUGGUUCCAGGACAACUUCUGAUGACAAUGCUAGCACCAAUUCUGUUGAGAUUUAUGUCAGCUCCAGUGGUGCAUUUCACUUUACAACUUCAAAUAAUGAUUGUGGGGUUAGAGACUUUGAUAUGGAGAAAUUUCAACUUUCUAAGCACUUCCAAUUUCCAUGGCCAGUGAAUCAUACUUCUGUGAGUCCUGAUGGUAAACUUCUUACAAUUGUGGGAGACAACCUAGACGGUAUACUGGUGGAUUCCCAAAUUGGAAAGACGGUGAUGACCUUGUGUGGACACUUGGAUUUCUCAUUUGCAUCAGCAUGGCACCCUGAUAAUGUCACUCUCGCGACUGGAAAUCAAGACAAAACCUGUCGGGUUUGGGAUGUUCGAAAUUUGUCCAAGUCAGUUGCUGUUCUGAAGGGCAACAUUGGAGCAAUUUAUUCUAUCUGCUAUUCUUCUGAUGGUCAGUAUAUGGCAAUGGCAGAGGCUGCUGACUUUGUUCAUGUCUAUGAUGCAAAAAAUGGAUAUGAGAAGGAACAGGAGAUUGAUUUCUUUGGAGAACUAGCAGGCAUAUCAUUUAGUCCAGACGCUGAGUCAGAGUCUCUUUUUAUUGGAGUGUGGGAUCGUACAUAUGCUAGUGCUAGUCUCCUUGAGUAUGGCCGAUGCUCCCUUGUUGCAGGAAAUUCUACGUGUUAGAGAUAUAUUAACCCAUUAAAAUAGGCUAAGCCAAGUCUCCUACUUCUACCUACAAGUAAAUGAUUUGGUUUAGCCCAUUCUAAUUAGCUAAUGUAUUUCUAACACUACAUAACAAUAAUCUGGAUUCUCUAAGUGGAAGGUAUUUUCUAAAAUGUAAUAUGGUAGAACUAAAAUGUAUUUCUAUAUAGAAAAUUCCGAUUGGUAUGAUGUUAAAACUUGUACUUAAAAGUGAUUAUGUUGAAUGGAAUUGCAUUACAUUAUUGGAUAA